Molecule: messenger RNA, 2838 nt
Organism: Daphnia carinata
Lineage: Eukaryota; Metazoa; Arthropoda; Branchiopoda; Diplostraca; Daphniidae
Exons: 11
Coding region: 144-1490 (448 amino acids)
Source: RefSeq, a predicted model, not a curated record
GAACAUUUCCCACAUGCAUUUUGAAUGGUUUAGAAGUUUGGAUGAGAUUCGAACACACUAGUUUACGAUUUUCAUGACUAGUAUUAUACUUUUGAAAAUCUGCUGAUUCAGUUAUAGUUAAAAAUAAUAUAAACUACGUGAGAAUGAAGAAGCUAGAUGUUCGUCAAAUUCUGGCUGAGAGAAAUGAAAGGAAGAAACGUGAAAUGGAGUUAAAUGGCUUUCCAACAGACACGAAUGAUUCUUUGCCUAUGACACCAAGCUUUUCAGAUUCCAUCUUGAUUGAAUCAUCAUCCCAGGGGUAUUCAUCACAGAGCAAUACAGAGAAGAAAUUAAAUAGUUUUACAAAGUUGGACAUUUUUUAUGAGAAACAGGUCUUUCGUCUUUUUUCAGAGGAUCAAGUAAAUUUUUCCUGGCUAGAAAAAGAUGCAAGGAUUAAAGAUGUUCCAAAAAUGCCCCAUGCAGAUCUGAAGAACUAUUUACAGUCAGAAAUACUGGCCAAACACUGUAGGCGUUCACAUAGCUCUAACAUUCUGGCAUGUAGAUACUUGUUUUUCUUAAUGUCUGCAACUGCUAGCACGGAUGUGAUGCAAACUUGCCUUAAGAUUCUUCAAGAAAAAAUAUCUGAUACAAAUGAGCCAUACUCCAUCCUAGUGCCAGACUUACUCAUAGUUCUAAUGAAUUAUGGCACAGUGAGCAGCAAACUCUGGUCUGACGGGAAUCAUAUUUCCUUUCCUCGCACCUUUCGCGUUUAUCCGCUGAACUCAUUUGAUUCAGAACUAAAUCAUAGUUUGCCCUUCCCUCGUCUAAAUUUGGAAAAAGUAUUAUCCCUCUUGCGCUUUAACAUAACAACAUAUCCCUAUUUCUCCGAGUCCGAGAAAGGGGGUUUACUCAACCUGAUGCUUAACCUUUCAAUGGCGAACUACAUAGUAGGAGAUACUUUUCUCAUCCUCAUAAUUAAAGACAUAAUAUGUGCAAUACUUGAUAGCUUCAGAGCAGAAGAAUGGACGGAAGUUGAUUACAAAAUGGUGGAAGAACUUGCGUUGCAAUGUUGGAGUGAUGAACUAGAUGCAAUGGAAAUAGUGCAACGAAUUAGUUUUAUACCGACGACGACAAGCCGUGGAGUGCAACUACUUCAAUCUGCUGCGUUCCUUGCAAUACAACAUCUUAUGGAUUUGGAAGAAAUUACUGUUUGCGGCCGUGUUCUGUUGGAAGACGUUUACCGAUUGGUUUUGUUAUUAAGCCAAAAUAAUUUUAAAAAUUAUUGGACAUUAUUCGGUAUCAUCACGCUAUUCAGUUUUACCCUGGAUUCGAAUGAUUCAUCGUUAGACAAAGAGAAAAUGACAAAUCUUUACGUAGCGAUGAAUGAAGCCCGCCAUAGAAUCAGAGACAUUUCGGAUCAAUUGGAUACUGCCCCUAUGCUUGUAAAAAAUCUCAUGUGUGAGGUCUCUCUGAUGUGGAAGGAUUCCAUUCCCAUUGAUAAUGUUGUGUAAGUUUCAUUAGCUUUGUUUAUAAAGAGCUUUACCUCAUUUCAGGAAGAGUGUGUUAAAAAUGUAUUUGCAAACUGCGAUUUUGCGUAACCUGGUAAAACCCAAAUGAUUGAUUUAUUCUGAAGUACUAUUACAUGUGUGAACACAUUGUGUCAUACCGUAAGUAUCAUCUUAUCAUCAAAGAUCUACCUCCAACGUAGUGGUGAGCCUUAGUCAUUGAAUUAAAGUAACAUGAAAAACGACUAAUUAUCGACAGAACGAUUUAUUUCUCAGCUUUUAUACAAAAGGUUAAUUACACUUUGGGACACUCAGAACGACUUUGCAGUCUCUAGUUAGUCCUGUAAAGGUCAUUGAACCUUGAUCCGAUUCAUUCAAAAGUUUUAGCUUUCUUAGGGCAACGAGUUUCUUGAUUGCCACGCGAGUGUGUGUAUCGACAUUCGGCAACGUAACAGUCAUGAUGAGUCUGUCGCGAAUGCAAGCUUCAACGGCCAGGCGAGUUGUUUCGUUACCUCCAGAUAUGAUUAUGUUUCCAUUAUCGCCUUGUGGAAGAUCUAUUUUGACUCCAUGUUUUUUCUCUAGGAGUUUUGUAAUCCGUCCGCCUUUACCAGCAAUUCGAGGAAUUUCUGAACGUGCAAUAUAACGGAGGGUGGCAAUACGGCCGUCGUUCUCAUUUGGUACCAGGAUCGGAUCUGACUUUGUCACGUUUGGAAUGUCCCCACCCUUCUUGCAGCCCUCAGACGACAAAGAACUUGACUUUUCGCCAAAGUCCCCUGUGUCUCCAGGACUACUCGGAAGGAUUGAUCACGGGCAUAAUGUACCAGUCAACGUUAGUCGAGAGGCCCGCGUUACCAGCAACUUCUACGAGUUGGUGGAUAAUAUACGUCGCAACGGCUGGGAAUGCAAGUGAGACUGUCGUUGAACCUUACCUCCGUCGAUCCAGAUGGCUGGGUUAGUAUCCGGCGAAGAAGCUGAUGAGAUACGGACAACGUAAAGUGGCCGACCUUCGUAUGACCAGCCAAUAUUAAUCAAUUUGACAAUUUGCGGAUAAGUUUUGGCCAGGUAAGUAAGGUAGUCGUAUAUAUCACUUAAACGAUGAAAGCUAGUCCAGUCCAUUUUGUAGGCUGAUGGACCAAUAAAAGAAAAGAAAUUAUAGGUAAAAAAAACGAAAACAAAUAGUAAGGCACUAUCGAAGAAUUUCAAUGAACAUAUCGGUACGGGAUUUCGGCAUCGGCCAAACGUAAUUUCAAUUCCGACUGGAAAUCUGGAGGUAUCAUUAGAUCCAUUGUGUUGUUUAUGGAUCUGCUUUCUUUCCACACAUCGAGUUCUUUUCAUUAUCACGAGAAAAACAAAA